Molecule: messenger RNA, 2940 nt
Organism: Exophiala xenobiotica
Lineage: Eukaryota; Fungi; Ascomycota; Eurotiomycetes; Chaetothyriales; Herpotrichiellaceae
Exons: 2
Coding region: 252-1001 (249 amino acids)
Biological process (GO): endoplasmic reticulum to Golgi vesicle-mediated transport; regulation of GTPase activity
Cellular component (GO): cis-Golgi network; trans-Golgi network; TRAPP complex
Source: RefSeq, a predicted model, not a curated record
AUUGAAUGCCAGCACCACGACAGGGACAGCCAAACACCGUGGCUACCGAGCAUGAUAGGAAUAUACACGCCGUCCGCUGCUCUUCAGCAGCAAUAAUACACCACCUCAGCUUUACGAAUCUACGCUAUGCGAACGAAAGCCCUCCUUGACCCAAAUCCUCCUCUCGGCCAUACCCACCUCAGGUCCGCAGUCUCCCACUCGUACGUGGCAGUAAGCGCGACGACAAAAGUCCAAUACCCAUCCUCGCAACCAUGGCCGCCGCACAAUUUUCCACGACCGACGCCCUUACCGACCCAAACAGCCCUCUCGUGAACGUCUCCUGCUUCGACCUGCUCCUCAUCGAACUCGUCCCGCUCGCCGAACGCAUGGCCCGGGCCUUCGAAGCGAGCCUUGACGGCCACGGUAACAACGCUACUGGUCCUACAUCAUCAUCAUCCUCCUCUUCCUCCUCCACGGCAGUCAAGCGUGCCGUCGCCAGCGGCACCUCCGCACAAACAGCAAGCAUCUCGGGCGCAGCUCCGGAGGGAGCAGGCGCAAAUGCAACAUCUACCCCACUGGCGUUGGCGGCAGACGGUCUCCCCAGCACCACGAUAUUCCGGGAUAGCGUCUACGUCCGGCUUGAACGUCUGGGCUUCCGUGUCGGCGAGGGUCUAUCGGAACGGUUCUCGCGCGACAGACCCCGGUUCACGGACCAUCUCGAUGUGAUCAAGUUUCUGUGCAAGGACGUGUGGACGGUCGUUUUUAAGAAGCAGAUUGAUAACCUGAAGACAAACCAUAGGGGUGUCUUUGUCUUGACAGAUAGCAAAUUCCGCCCGUUCGCUCGAAUGAGCAUGACUACACAUGCCGAAGCCAUCGUCAGGGCGCAACCGCAUUUGUACUUCCCCUGCGGAAUCAUCAGAGGGGUUCUAUCGAGUCUGGGUAUCAAAGCUACUGUCCAAGCCGAGACGACAGAGUUGCCGAGCGCGUCGUUCCAGAUCAAGACAAUCCCGACCAAGACAUAACAACCCCCCGAGCUAUACAACCACCCCAGAGAUACACCAAUCAGAGCACGCCGGCCUUACCCCGACAACAGAACCGCGUCACAGUCGGUCAGGGAAGGAGGCCAACGCCCGGGAACAUUCUGUUCUGGACCAGGAUUAUACGGCCUUGACGGCCGAUUAAGAAUCUCAAAUAUUGCAUGAAACGCGGAUUGAUUUUGUCUACGCAAUCUCUGUGGGAUGUCUGCAGUUCUGAAAGCUAUGGCAUCAGUCGACUCGAAUGACACAUUCCGUUUCUGCAUGAUAUGCUGUUCAUAACCUGCUCCAGACCCUGGUCAGUUUCUUAUGGCGUAUAUUGAUCGCUCAUAUUCGAAAAAACCGGCAUGGCAGGCAGGCUCGUUCUGGGGUAGAAGUCGCUCACGUCCUACCUACGAAGAUGUCAGGCGAGUGAUAACGGACAAAAGAAGGUGCACGUACUUGGGUGGGUUCUUGACGAAACUGAUGCCGGCUUCGAUGUUGGUCUUGAGACCCUUGAUGGCUUCUUCGAGGAGUUUCUUCUCGUAAUCAUUGGCGCUGUCGAGGAUGUUGAUGGCUUUCUCGGCUCCGUUGGGCUGUGGACAGUUAGUAUGAGCUAAGAGGACGGGGAACAGUGAAAUAUGGGUGACGCUUACGCCGAGUUCAACGGGGACGGAGAAGUAAUCACAGCCAGUUGCCUUGGCAAUGGCAUCACCACCUUCGACACCAGGCAGGUAGACGAAUGUUGGCUCGACGAUGCCCUUCUCACCCUUGGCUGCUUUGAUCAGAGACUCGGCGAAUCUGAAGCCAGCAUAUGCCAUGGAAAGAGUUGCGGAACCGGCGCCAUCCUUGGCCUUGACAACCUCGUCACCUCCGAAUUGGACACGGUUCACUAACGCAUCAAGCUUGUCGCUGGGGAUGUUAACGGAUGGCUUGGCUUGGCUGAACAGAGGAACGAUGGUGUUGCCAGAGUGGCCACCAACAACCGGGAUAGCGAGCUUGCGGGGGUCCUUCUCGCCAGUGAUGUCUCCAACGAAUGUCUGAGCACGGACGACAUCAAGGGUCGUAACACCGAAGAGUCUCUUGGGAUCGAAGCAGCCAGCCUCCUUCAACACUUCGGCGGCGAUUGGGACGGUGGAGUUGACAGGGUUUGAGAUGACGCAGAUCAUGGCCUUGGGACAGUACUUGGUGCAAGCAACGAUGAGGUCCUUGACGAUACCAGCAUUGGUCUUGAAGAGGUCGUCUCUUGUCAUGCCGGGUUUUCCUGGGAAGUCUCGUCAGUUUCUUGCUCCGGUGAGCUCAGUGUCAGAAUUAGACCGUACGAGGAACGCCAGCUGGAAUGAUGACAAUGUCUGCACCAGUCAAAGCUUCUUUCUUCGCAUCUUCCGUCUCUUGCUUCUCGCCCUUGAAGUCGCCCUUGGCAGCGACGAAGCCACCUACAGUCUGUGCUAUGAUGUCAGAAUUGUCUUGGGGCUGCUGGGACGGUCGAAGGGAGAGGAGGAGAAGCAUACAGCGACUGAGGAGAUGUGUGACAGGUCGGCUGCGACACCUGGUGUGUUGACCACAUCGAAGAGUGAGAGUUCGUCGAUAAGAGGGGAAAUCUUGCAAAGAAGAGACAGUGGCUGUAUCCUGUCAGUCUCUCUACCUAGGUAAGGAACGACAUCUUCUUAGUCGUACAUACCUGGCCAAUGCCACCAGCGGCACCCAGAACAACGGCCUUGACCAUGAUGGGAGAGUGAGGGGUAAAUCGACUGUGAUGCAGGUUAGAUGCGGUGUUGUUGUGCUGAGCUCGGAGUCUGUUUGUUACCUUGAGGACGUUUGAACCUGUGAAUGAGAUGUGGAAAAGGAGCAGUAUUCAGAGAAAUCGCAAAGAAGAUGUGAGGAAAGUCAACAAAAGCAAAGCGGUCUGACUUAAUGUACACAUAUGCAAUGGGAAAGGUCCCGGCCA